Messenger RNA from Vigna unguiculata (cowpea), 744 nucleotides. RefSeq lists its product as uncharacterized. Lineage: Eukaryota; Viridiplantae; Streptophyta; Magnoliopsida; Fabales; Fabaceae. The record is from RefSeq and is a predicted model, not a curated record.
UGGAAGGGUUGUGUAUAUUCUUUGGUUGAUAUUUUAUUCAAGAGUGGUAGCCUUGCUCCUCCAUAAAAGGACCCUCUUGGCGCUUCUCUAGGUCAUCAUCUCACAAACCCUUGUUCUUCUCUUUUCUCUGAAUUACUUAUCAUAUUUGAUAUCAUGGAGAACAAACCCCUCUCUAGGCUUCUUGUUAUUCUUCUGAUUCUUUCCUGUGUUGUAUUUGCUGCUGCAGUUCCUGCAACAAGAAGCACCAUGAUUGGGAAAAUGAAUCCUUUAGUGCAAGAUCAUCUGGCUAAGGUGGAUCCAGUUAUGGGGUUAAGUUAUAACGAGGAAGACAUGAAGGAAGAGAUUGGUGAGAGCAGAAUGCUGAGGGAUAUAGUUGACUACCCUGGAACAAGACCAAAUCCAGCUCAUGAUCCAAAAUCUCCUGGAAAACCUUAACUUAAUCUUGGAAAUCAGGGUUUUGAGUAGUUAUUUAGUUAGACUAGAAGUGUCAUGAGAUAUGGUUUGGGUUUGUCCUGGCUUGCAAUCUUCAAAAUGUGUUUGUCUGUAUGAAAAGUCUCUGAUGUAAGAUCCAUGAUAGUUAAUUAAGCUGUUGUUUUAGCUCAUAAGUGAUUUGGUAUUCCACAUAUAUAUGAGUCAAAAGGUUUGUUGUAAGAUAUAUGAAAAGGAGUAAGACUUCAAUCUGAGGCUUGUAACCUUGAUUUCCCUACUGAAAUGUGAAAAAGCUGAUUAUGUUUAGUGUGACAA